AUGGAGUCCGUACAAACAACUCGUGCACUUUCCUUCAAGCCAAAUACUUUAAGUUUUGUACGUGAACAAGUGAAUAUAAAUUCACCAACUCGUAUCAAUGAAGCCAUCGAUUUAUUGAUUCAAUGGAUUCAAAAACAAAAUCAUUUUAUAAAGAAGGAUUUCUCCCGAGAAUACCUAGAGAGGUGUGUUAUCAUAAGCAAAGGUUCGGUUGAAAGAGCAAAGACAAAAAUGGAGAAAUCUUACACUUUCCGCACGCUUAUGCCAGAAUUGUUACAAUUUUCCAAUCCCAGGGAUUUGAUGAAGGAGUAUGAAGGCUCGAUUAUACAGUUUAUUCUUCCCCAACUGACGGAUAGACACGAUCGCGUAUACGUCAUGAAAAAUAGUGGACAAAAAUUUACAAGUUUUACUAAUUACUACAAAUUUUUACUUAUGAUUUUUGAGUAUUUUCAAGCUAAAGAUUACAACAACGGUGUGAUUGCGGUGAUUGAUUAUAUCGACACAAAUGUAUUAGAAGUUGUGAAGACCAUAAACGUAUUAGAAAUCCGGCAGCUGAUUACAAUUGUUACGGAAGGUUUUAGCCUUCGACUCAAGGGAGUACAUUUUAUGACGUCAUCGAAGGCUAUAGACACACUUGUUUCUAUACUAAAACAGGCCUUGAGCGAAAAACUGGCACAGAGAAUUCAUGUACACAGAGAUCACACAUCUUUAAAAGAACAUAUUCCAUUAGAAAUUUUGCCAAUCGAGUACGGCGGCAAGGAAAAAUCUAUGUAUAAAUUACAGGAUGAUUUAAUAGAUGAAUUAGAAUCGCCAGACUUUAUGGAUCACUUGAGAGAAAUGCAAACAGCCAGAACCGAUGAGUCCAAACGACAAACAGAUAAAUACAACGAGGCUAUUAUUGGAAUGCCCGGAUCCUUUAGGUCUCUAAGUGUCGAUUAA
Messenger RNA from Pieris macdunnoughi, 936 nucleotides. The record is from the annotation of a GenBank genome assembly. Lineage: Eukaryota; Metazoa; Arthropoda; Insecta; Lepidoptera; Pieridae.